AUUGAUGAGAUGUUCCACAACCUUACACGUGGAAUUGAUUUUCUGUCUCUUCGCUAGCAGUUCUCAAAUGCAAGUGUCCGUUGGUCGUUUUUGCCUUGCCCCCUCGGCUCGCUCUUUGAAGCAUUCAUUGUCCGCGUAAGAAUGCUUGGUCGCCUUGGCGGGUGUGAGCUUCACCGUAAGCGGGAAUUCCGGCAUCGCGUGCGCAUAAGACACAAUUCGUGGCCGGACGACAAGCCGAGUACGCUAGUUUCGAAGGCAGUUUAGAGAGGUGGGCGGAGCGCGGAGCCUGUUGACAGUUUUGGAAGAGUAGGAGAGUGAGUGUGCGACGAAAAGUGGUGGGCAAAACGCAGUUGGCAGCAGUUGCGCUGCACAAGAAAGAUCCCGAGCAGGAAAGGAAGACGAAGAAGCAGAAGCGAGUGAUGUCAGAGGAGAGCGGCAUGGCGAGCUGUGCGACAUCAGGCGCGCGCGCGACGACGAUAGCGGUGGUGGGCGACUGCAUGUUGGGUCGCCUGGUGAACCACAUGCUGCUGCGACGAGGCAAGGCCGCGCUUGUGAGCGGGGUUGAUCCUGACGACCAGCGCUACUCUGCCCUUGCUGCUGCAUGGCAGGCAGAGCAAGAUGCUGAUGAGGAUGCUGCUCGCAUUCCUGAAGGCUUUUGGCCUGACACGUCAACAGGCUCAUCUACAUCCACGCCAGCAGGAUACAUCUGGGAUGGCUGGUUACCGCUGCUACGGGCGGCUGACUGCCGGAUUGCGAAUCUGGAAACGAGUGUGACACGUCAUCGCGACAAGUGGCCCAAUCAGGCGUUCAACUUCAGGAUGCACCCAGCCAAUAUCGAUGCUCUCACUGUGGCUGGCAUUGACUUCUGCUCGCUGGCCAACAACCACAUGCUGGAUUUCCAGACAGAGGGCAUGCGGGAGACCAUGGCGAGCCUGACACGUGUCGGCAUCCGAUUCGCUGGAUGUGGGCGCAAUCUGGCAGAAGCCUCAGCGCCUGCAUUCAUCAAGCUUCAUGGGGGCAACAGCUCGCUGCCGCCCAUCCAGCUGGCGCUGUUCAGCGCCGCCGACCACUUCAAGUACUGGGCGGCUACCGAAGAUUCUCCUGGGAUUCACCUGAUAGACCCUGAGAGGGUAACUGACACUGACUUGAACCGCAUAGCAGGCCUAGUGAGGGCUGCUAAAGAAAUCCCUCACACCAACACCACUGCUGCAGAGGCUGCACGGCCAGAAGCAGCACCAGGGCCAUCAUCACCAUCAGCAGCUGCCAGCACCGUCCCCACAACCACCCUCCCUGGCAGAACCCUGGCGGUAUUCUGCCUCCACUGGGGCCCCAACUACGCCUGGCAGCCCAGCGCCGCCAUCCGCCGCCUUUCCCACGCCCUCGUGGACUGCUGCGGCGCUGACCUCGUUAUAGGCACGUCGGCACACCACAUACAGGGUGUCGAGUGCCACCAUGGCACGCCCAUCCUGUACAGCUGCGGGGAUUUCAUCGACGAUUAUCGGGUGGAUGAGGAGUAUCGCAACGACCUGUCGUUCCUGUUUCAGUUGCAUCUCGACCCCGUGUCGUGCCGCUUCACGAGCAUCGGCUUGUUCCCCAAUGCCAUUCGCGCGCUGCAGGCCAGCACGGGGGUGAGCGGUGAGGAGCGCAGGUGGCUGUAUGCGCGCAUGCGGCAGCUGUGUGGCGCCAUGGGCACCAAGGUGAGGGCGGUGGAUCGAUCACUCAGGCACCUGGAGAUUGUGCUGUGAUGAGGGGAAACAGGCGCCGUUGCCUCAAGUGAAGACCCCUUUGUACAGUUAGUUUCAUUGGGCCGACAGUUCUUUGACAGCUCAGCUGUUAGCAAUGUGUUUUGAGCCCGUUUGUAUGCACAGUUAGUUUUGCUUGCAUAAGAAAGGAGAGCCUAAAUGUAGGAACAUAGCCGAGUAGCAACUUCUAAGGAAACCUUGUG
Molecule: messenger RNA, 1945 nt
Organism: Closterium sp. NIES-67
Lineage: Eukaryota; Viridiplantae; Streptophyta; Zygnematophyceae; Desmidiales; Closteriaceae
Source: the annotation of a GenBank genome assembly